Molecule: messenger RNA, 1617 nt
Organism: Penicillium longicatenatum
Lineage: Eukaryota; Fungi; Ascomycota; Eurotiomycetes; Eurotiales; Aspergillaceae
Product: Serine/threonine-protein kinase 32B
Exons: 8
Coding region: 1-1617 (538 amino acids)
Biological process (GO): peptidyl-serine phosphorylation; intracellular signal transduction
Molecular function (GO): ATP binding; protein serine/threonine kinase activity
Source: RefSeq, a predicted model, not a curated record
AUGGGAAACACACAAGGAAAGCCCAUUUCUUGCAACGAUGCAGUCAACCUCAAUCACUUCCGCCUCCUUCGGGUAGUUGGAAAGGGUGCAUUUGGCAAGGUUCGAAUCGUUGAGAGGAAGGAUACUGGCCUAACAUUCGCCCUGAAAUACAUUCGAAAAGAGGAGGUUGUACGUUCGGAAAGUGUACGGAACAUCAUUCGUGAAAGAAGAAUGCUCGAACACUUGAACCAUCCCUUCCUAUGCAAUUUGCGGUAUAGCUUUCAGGACAUCGAAUACAUCUACAUCGUUGUCGAUCUCAUGAAUGGUGGCGAUCUUCGAUUUCACAUUUCCCGCAAAUGUUUCACCGAGGAAGCAGUGCGCUUUUGGGCCGCAGAACUUGGCUGUGCCUUGAAAUACAUCCAUUCCCAAGGCAUCAUCCAUCGCGACGUCAAACCUGAUAAUGUGCUGUUAGACUCAGAAGGCCAUGUCCACUUGGCAGAUUUCAAUGUGGCAUCGGAUUUCCGACCAGGAAAGCCUCUCACAAGCAAGUCGGGGACAUUGGCUUACCUGGCCCCAGAAGUGUAUGAAGGCGGUGGAUAUUACUUCGAAGUUGACUGGUGGUCUUUGGGUGUCACGUUUUACGAAUGCAUUUACAACAAGCGUCCCUUCGAAGGUCGCAGCCAGGAAACCCUGAGCGAGAACAUCAAAAAGGCACAACCGAAGUACUAUGUCACCAACCCCGCGGUGUCGGUCCCCUGUCUACGAGCUCUGAUGGCUCUGAUGGAGCGUGAUCGCAGCCGCCGCAUUGGUGCCAUUGGAUUUGAGAGCUUCACUUCACAUGAAUUCUUCGCCGACAUCGACUUCGACGCGCUCGAGCGCAAAGAGAUUCCCCCUGUUUUCCGACCCUCCAGUGACAAGACAAACUUCGAUGCGACAUACGAUUUGGAGGAGCUCUUGUUGGAGGAGGCACCCCUGGAAGCCCGGGCUCGUCGGCAGAAGCCGCGUGCAGAGCUACGUGACGAUGCCACCGCAAAAGAAAUCCGGGAGGAUGAACUUCAUCGCCUCAUUGAGACCAUGUUUGAACCAUUUGACUACACCACCGUUGACUACCAAGGCAGUGCCGCCGAAGCCAUUGCCGCAACAAUAAACCCCGAAGAUUGCCUCCCCAAUGCAACGACCACCAACGCAAUUACUACGACCAACACCACACACGUCCGACAGCCCUCCCAGCCUGAAUCGGCCGUUCGCACUUCACCAUUGAACGAGGGGCCGGUCCACCGGAUAUCUCAAAGUGAAGUAACUACGCCUGCCAGUGAAAAUUUGGACCCGAACGACACUGCUUCAAUUGGGCCCCCUCCCCCUCAACUCGCGCAUCCGCCUCUCCUCCACCCCAUCCUCCCUCCUUCCACCGUCCCUUGCCGCCACCCCCUCGACGAGGCGGCUGGUAGCUGGAGCGAGCUCGCCAAUCACAGUUCUACUCUCCCUGCAGAAGGUCUGGAGGGUGAUGCGAGUAAAGGAAAGGGCUCCAACAGUGGGAUGCUCUCGUUCCUCAGUCGCAAGAAGGGCCGUGACCGCAGUCCUAAGCCCACGGAGCCAGGUGUUCUGGGCAAAGAGGGUGCUCGCCAGAUCAUCAGUUGA